UCCCAGGUCACACACACAACUGGAUGGCAGAAAAUAAAUGCCUGGCUCAAGGUAGGAUCAGUUUGCAGGAGGGAAAAAGGGAAGAAGGAGCACAGUGGAACAGAAGGCUUUGAAGAGGUGGGAUGUCAGAACAGGGUUUCGAAGAAUGAAUGAGUUUGCCAGUAGGUCCAAAGGCGAAGUCUCGGUGACCUGCUCGGAAAGGAGGGGGAUUGCUUAACCUUCGCUUGUUCAUUCCUUGAUUCAGUUUUACGGAACCCUUUUCUGUGGGGUCCAAGGAGCACCCUGCCCGGCAGGUGGGGAGGCAGGUCUGGUGACGGGCGGUGCUGGUGCCAGGCAGUCAGGGCGGGGGGUCUGCCCUGGGUGGGACGGACACACCGCCUGCUCCUGCUACUCUGGCCUCAAGAACCGCGCUCACCCGGGCCAGCAAGCAGUCUCACCUGCAGGAGGGAAGCAGGCGGACGGGGCCGAGCCAGGGGUCUGCUUGGUGGCUGGAGCCCCGCUCCUGCCCAGCCUGGUGGUUUUACGUUUAUCGUACGUGUGAGCGUGUUGGUCGGAGGAUGGGUGGGUGGGUGGGGGUGGCCUGCUGGUGUGUCCCUGUGGGUCCCUGAGGGUGUGUUCCUGGGUCUUCCCUGCUGUGUCCUCUGCCCCUCGCACCCUCUGUCUUCCUGUCUGUCCUCUGGGUCUCCCCGUCCCCAACUUUGCUGCCCCCCAAUGUGCUCCUGGCCCCCCGCCUGUGUGAGCCUGGCCGGGCCGAGGUGGGGGCCGCGGCCUGCCCCGCGGGGAUGCCUCACUGCGGGGGCUGGGGCUGAGCUGGGGGCCUGGGCUGCCAGUUUGGGGCCUGGCCUGCUCGCUGCAAUAUUGAUGGCCCGUCAGGGCGGCCCUGAUUCCUGCGCUUCCAGUUAAAAGGUUUCUGUUGUUGUAGCUUAUGCAGUUGCUCUGUUGCUAUGGAAACGUGACAUCAAAAUGACGUUUCCCAUUUAAAAGCUUUUAACUAAAUUCCUGCCUGUCAGAUGUAGGCCCCAUUUUGAGCGAGGAGCUGCCUUCCAGGAGCGGGGCUCCUGCAGCGUGCAGGCCCCGGGCGGCCGGCGAGCACGCUCUUUAACCCCGCAGGUUCCUCCGCCAUGGCCGCGGCCGAGGUGCCCGGCUACCUCGUGUCGCCACAGGCGGAGAAGCACCGGCGGGCCCGCAACUGGACAGACGCCGAGAUGCGCGGCCUCAUGCUCGUCUGGGAGGAGUUCUUCGAGGAGCUGAAGCAGACCAAGCGCAACGCCAAGGUGUAUGAGCGGAUGGCCAGUAGGCUGCUGGAGAUGACGGGCGAGCGCCGGCUGGGUGAGGAGAUCAAAAUCAAGAUCACCAACAUGACCUUCCAGUACAGGAAAUUAAAAUGCAUGACAGAUAGCGAGUCCGUCCCGCCCGACUGGCCCUAUUACCUAGCCAUUGAUAGGAUUCUGGCCAAGGUCCCUGAGUCCUGUGAUGGCAAAGUGCCGGACGGCCAGCAGCCGGGGCCGUCCACGUCCCAGACCGAGGCGUCCCUGUCGCCGUCUGCUAAGUCCACCCCUCUGUACUUACCGUAUAACCAGUGCUCCUACGAAGGCCGCUUCCAGGACGAUGGCUCCGACAGCUCCUCCAGCUUACUGUCCCUUAAGUUCAGGUCGGACGAGCGGCCCGUGAAGAAGCGCAAGGGGCAGGGCUGCCACUUCCAGAGGAAGAAGCUGCGGCUGUUGGAAGCCAUGCUAGAGGAGCAGCGCCGACUGGGCCGCGCCAUGGAGGACACCUGCCGCGAGGUGCGCCGCGUGCUGGACCAGCAGAACAUCCUGCAGGUGCAGGGCCUGCAGCUGCAGGAACGCAUGAUGGGCCUGCUCGAGAAGAUCAUCGCCAAGGCCGGUGUCUAGGCCGCCGCUGGCGCUGGCCAGGCUCUGCUGGCACACGCCCCCUCGGCCCGCCCGCCUGCCCCCUCACAGUCCCGGCUGCCCUGGGGGAAACUUCCUUCCAAGGGGCUCUCGAGUCCCGCCUGCAGCAUUAAAGCCCCGCCUUGGGCUCAGGGCCAGCACUUCAGGGUUAACUCCGGGUUGUUCCCCGUGGGAACGUCCCAGAACCUGCUCUCCAGCACCCUCAGUCUUGAUGGUACUUGAAACAGCUCUGGAUGCUAAACGUGUAAUUUCCAUCACUCCCUGAUAGCAGAGCCCACGGGCGCAGGCCUGGAGGGAGGCAGCCGGUCAGUCAAUCUGAGAGCAAGGCAGGUGGAGAGAGCUCCGAGGCAGGUCUUUCCCUUGCCUGAGCCUGCUGCGUCUGCCCUCAGACAGCUUCUGUCCCCAGGGCAGACCCCAGGGUCCGCACUGCGUUCCUCCCCCGGAGAUGCCAGGAGUCUCGAGUCCUCCUCUGUAACAACACCCAUAAAAGCGAAGGCCCCGUUCAAUUGCCCAGCCCAGGGAUGUGGGGGGAUGAGACGGAGGCCUGGCCAUGGGGAGACAAGCCAGUGAGUAGAGAAGGGAGGUCAGAGCAGGUUGUGAAAGUGCCCGGAGGGCAGGGCUGCCUGCAGGAUGCAGACCCGGAGGCACCGGCCGCAGACACGCACAGCUGGGGGGUGUGGCGCCUGGAGCAGCGGCUGCGUGGGAGGCCUGCGCUCCCCAAGCCCGGGGAGCGCUCUGGCCAGGAAGGUCUUGGCAGCCACACUCAGAACCCCAUCUGGGAGGGAGAGGGGCUGGGGUGCGGGGGUGGAGCCUUUCCAGAAGCCUCCCCGCCCCCGGCCCCACCGGAGUCACAUCAGCUGCUGGGCUUCCGUCCAGGUGGCAGAGGACAGCGGGGCAGGUGCAGCUGGAAGAAGCGGUCCAGCAGAGUCGUGAGUUGUCUUCUGGGUAUGACGGGGACCCGAGCCUGGGGCACAGCUGCUUGGCAGCUCCGGGGAAGCUGUUUGGAAGAGUGGGGAGAGGCCACUGCUCCUGUGACUUUGGUAGGGCGUCCGUGCUGUCAGGGACACGUCCCAACAGAAGAUUACAGCUGGUUACCAAGAACAGACACCUCGACUCCUGGGUUUGGUGCUUUUCUCUGUAUGGGAAGAAUCUGGGCUUAUUAAAAUUCUCCCGAGAUACACAACAACCUGCCCACGGGCCUGUUUGUCCAGAACACAGGACACCCGUUGUCCUCACGGCCUUGGUUUGGAGGCUGAGGGCUUCAUCCUGUCCCUGCCUUGAUUCCUCUCAGGGUGCAUAGUCAGCGACGGCCACAGGCCCACCCUGUAUAAGGGGGUGGGGAGCAGAAACACUCUUUUGUUCUUUGUUCUACAUGGAAUGUAGAAUUCACCCUGGAUGAGCGAGUCGCUGGCCCUCCACGGGGCUCCGGGGGCUUGGCGGGUGGGCAAAGCUCCCUCUGGCUUUGCCCGGCUGACUCUCGGGUUUUUGGGGAGGAUGGGGAGUGGAAGCAGGGUCCCUGUCAGGAGGUUGCCACAGUCAUCCUGGUGUGACAGUCACCAGCUCACCUGAACCUCCAGUGGCCCUGAAGUCAGCUGGCAGUAAUUGGGAGCCCCUGUGGUCACGGGGGCUGCGGAGGCCAGCCCGAGACCUGCCUGCAGGAGGGAGAGGCUGGGCGCCCCGUGCACAGAGAGCAGAGCUGGGCGGCCAGGGGCAUUUGCCCAGAGCCCACCUCCUGGGACAAAGCGUCCUGCUUUGGGACCAAAGGCAGCAGUGUGUUUGGUGAGUGAGUCGCAGGCUCUGGGGCAGAGGGGAACCCUGAUGUAUAAAUAUUCCCCCCAAAUCUGCUGCCCACCUGACAUCGCUGGGCCAUCACGGCAAAGGGUUAUGCGCAGCUGGCCACCAGUCCCCACACAGACGGGGACCUGAGCUCCAGGCUCGCCCUGCUGAGAUUCCAGCUCAGCUGCCCACCUGCCUCUUGGACGAGACACCAGCACGAGAACUCACUGGAUUAACUGACACAGGCCCUGCUCGGCUGGGCCUGAGAGGGUCUGCCACUUGCGGCCCCGUCAGGGUGGUCCCACCUGCAGCCCCCCGCACGUGGCAGACGGAGGGUCUGGGUCGUGUUGCAGAAUCUUCACCGUAAACAACAUUGCGUGCGUUCCUAGAAUCGGGGUGGUGGCGGAUUAGUAUUUCAGAAACUGUGAGUUACAGUUCCAAUAUGUUAUUUUGCAUUUUUGCAAUCUUGUUUAGAGGUGAUGGGAUCUGUUUUCUCUUCCCUGCUCUUCCAUCAUUUACGGUCCAGUGGGACCCAGCUGGGACUCCUGCUGCUCAUGAACAGUGUGCCUCUAACUUUCUUCUGUAGUUACUGAUCUGUUACGGAGGAAGAAGUGGCGAUCUCCACCAACGCUAAAACAGUUGAUAAGAUGCAGCAGAACGGCACUUUAAGGCUGAAACCUAAAAUCAAGAGCCAGACAAAUGAGCCAGCUCUCACCAUCAUUCUUUUAUGUGGUUUUGACAUUUGUCACUAAUGCAUUAAGGCAAGUAAAAUAAACAGGAUAAGAGAUGAAAUUAAUUUAAAAAACCCUUAAUUUUCAGAUAUUUUUGUAUGCUCAGAGAACCAAAUUAUACAGAAGAUCAAAAGCUCUUAAACCACCUUAAACCUGUUAAAUAUGAGAAUGGAGAAGUAUUUAAGCAGAAAGGCAAAGGCUCCAUAUGAAGAAAACUUUUCAGUUUUAUUGAAAAUUUUAAAACAAUCCUUAGCAGGUGGAGAGACUUGGCUUAACUCUGGGAAGUCCAGAAUAAACUAAAACAAAAUGUCACUGAUAGAAUUCCAAUUCUAUUCUCAAUAAGCCUGCACUUUUUUGUUUGUUUUGAAAUGGAUGAAAUUAUUUUAAAAUUCGUGUGGAAAAGGAGCAGAGCCAAAGUUCCGAGGCCGAUGAAAGUGGGGGGACAUGCUCAGCCCCAAGACGCCGGGGGGCCUGGGGGCCACAAGAUAAAACAGGCGUUUCCUGCUUGCGAGGCGGGGAGGUCUCGCCUCGGCUGGUGGGGGCGUGAGGGGGGAGCUGGGCGUCACCCCGCAAGGCUGAGGGAACCUGCGCUCUUCAGCAGGGCCACCCGAGGGCUGGUUCUCAAACGGGGGCCGUGGGACCCCUACAACCCUCUUAAAAACUGCGGUAGAUGUGAAAGAGCUUUUGUUUCAUUGGGUUCUAUCAGUAUCAGUAGCUCUUACAGUGCCUUCUUAGACGUUAAACCCGAGAUUUUAGAAGUAUUUAUCCACUUCAGCAUAACCAUAAACCCAUGACAGGAUAACAUGCAUGACAAUUGCGUGAAAAUGUAUAUCUUCCAAAAAGAGAAGUUUUAGCAAGAAGGGUGACAUUGUGUCCCAUUUCCUUCACUCUCUGUUUGCGAGAGGUCGGCGGGCUCCUCCCGCUGCGGGAGCGACUCGGUUCCGGAGUGUGAGAAUCGGUGGGAACGCGGCCUCACGCGGACGUGUGUGUUUGGAAAAGAAGGAAGGUUCUAAUAACACCUGCGGGCCGCCGUGGCCCUUCCUCCUGACGACACCCAGGCUGGACACGCUGCGGUCGCUUGCGGGCUGGUUGCGUGUGGACUCUGAAAUCGUAUCAAUGGACUUUCACUCUGUGUCUCAUUGGAAUCCGUCAGUCCGUCCUGCCCUUGGACAAGUCUUUAUCCCUGCUUGCUUUUGUGACAUCACACACUGGGCAUUUGGAAAAUAACGGAUCACCAAGCCCUGCGGGUCUUCUAAAUGUCAGCACAGUCAUUGAACAGUGUCCAGGCGUCACCUUUGUGAAUAUCACUGUCAGCCUCAUCGGAAAAGUCUUUAGUUCAGUAAGUUGGCAAACUCAUGGUGGUGGAUACAAGCUUUUCAAAAUUCCAACUUCGGAGAAAACGCUCAACUGGAAAAGACACAAGCACCUCAGUGUUCACAGCAGCACGAUUUACAAUAGCCAAGACAUGGGAACAACCUUAAUGUCCACUGACAGAGGACUGGAUAAAGCAUUUGUGGUCUAUAUACACGAUGGAACACCACUCAGCCAUAAAAAGAAGGAAAUAAUGCCUCUUGCAGCCACAUGGAUGGACCUGAAGACCUAAGUGAAGUCAG
Messenger RNA from Vicugna pacos (alpaca), 6030 nucleotides. RefSeq names its product Myb/SANT DNA binding domain containing 1 (gene MSANTD1). Gene Ontology annotation, biological process: positive regulation of DNA-templated transcription. The record is from RefSeq and is a predicted model, not a curated record. NCBI's taxonomy places the organism in Eukaryota, Metazoa, Chordata, Mammalia, Artiodactyla, Camelidae. Gene Ontology annotation, cellular component: nuclear body.